UUCAUCUCGUCUUUCGCAUCAUUGACGAAUUUUGUCGGCGGGCUUUUUUAACGUGACCGAAAUGUACAUCUGAAACGAUUUUCACUUACAAAAAAAUAUUAUAAAACAUUCGCUACACACAGCACUGAUAAAUCAGAUUCCAAUCUACUCGCUGUUUUUAACUAAACGAUCCUCAAGCGCCUGGCCAGGCAUAAAGGCCACAAUGAAGCUCACAGACAAUGUGCUGCGGAGUUUUAGGGUUGCGAAGGUUUUCCGAGAGAAUUCGGACAAAAUCAACUGCUUUGACUUCAGUUCAAAUGGCGAAACUGUAAUAUCGAGUAGCGACGACGAUUCGAUUGUCUUGUACGACUGCCAGGAGGGAAAACCCAAACGGACGCUUUACAGUAAGAAGUAUGGUGUGGAUCUCAUCAGAUACACCCAUGCAGCCAACACUGUCGUCUACAGCUCCAACAAGAUUGAUGAUACUAUUCGAUACCUGUCCCUACAUGACAAUAAGUACAUUCGAUACUUUCCUGGACACAAUAAGAGGGUUGUUGCUCUGUCUAUGUCUCCUGUUGAUGACACAUUCAUUUCUGGCUCACUCGAUAAAACUAUUCGUCUGUGGGACCUUCGCUCACCUAACUGUCAGGGCCUCAUGCACCUGCAAGGGAAGCCUGUGUGUUCAUUUGAUCCGGAGGGGUUGAUUUUUGCUGCAGGAGUGAAUUCUGAGAUGGUCAAACUUUACGAUCUACGCUCCUUUGAUAAGGGUCCAUUCGCCACGUUUAAACUACAAUAUGAGCGAACAUGUGAGUGGACGGGUCUCAAGUUCAGCAACGACGGAAAGCUCAUUCUGGUCUCCACCAAUGGUGGAACACUCAGAGUGCUGGAUGCUUUCAAAGGAGCAGUGCUCCACUCAUUUGGGGGCUAUAACAACAGUAAAGGUGUCAUUCUGGAGGCCUCUUUCACGCCAGACUCUCAGUUCGUCAUGAUCGGAUCAGAAGAUGGAAAGAUCCAUGUGUGGAAUGCUGAGAGUGGAAUGAAAGUAGCACUUCUUGAUGGCAAGCACACUGGUCCAGUCACCUGUCUACAGUUUAACCCCAAAUUUAUGACCUUUGCCAGUGCCUGUUCUAACAUGCUGGUGCUGGGGGCAUACAGAGAGCUACGUCAGAGCUGGGACAAAGACUAUGACCACUUCCUGCUCCCUCUGCUGGACCCUCACGAGCCCUGUUACAUUCUAUACCGGUUGGACACCAAGAACGCUCAAGGCUAUGAGUGGCUCUUCAUCUCCUGGUCACCUGACCAGUCUCCUGUCCGGCAAAAGAUGCUGUACGCUGCCACUCGCGCCACAGUUAAGAAAGAGUUUGGUGGUGGACACGUCAAAGAUGAAAUGUUCGGCACAGUUGAGGAGGACGUUUGUCUUCAGGGGUACCUGAGACACGUGACUUCUUGUUCUGCACCAGCACCUCUGACAGCAGCUGAACAAGAGCUACAGCGAAUCAAAAUCACAGAGGGCAGAGUUAAACAGGCCGAGGCUAAACGUGCUCUACAGCAGCUCGCAGAGAGACGCAUCAACUACAUUCAACUAAAGCUAGAUACAGAGAAGGAGACAAUUGAACUUGUGCACACCAGCCCAACAGAACUCCGUGACCUACCCUGCCGGAUCCCCCUUGAUACACCCAGAUACCACUUCUUCCUCUACAAACAUUCACAUGAGGGAGACUACCUCGAGUCUGUGGUGUUCAUAUACUCCAUGCCAGGAUACAGCUGCAGCAUCAAGGAAAGGAUGCUGUAUUCCAGCUGUAAGAGUCGACUUUUGGAAGAAGUAGAGAGGGACUUCCAUCUAGAAGUGGCUAAAAAGUUGGAGAUAGAUAGUGGAGAGGAGCUGACAGAGGAGUAUCUGUAUGAUGAGGUCCAUCCUAAGCAGCAUGCCCACAAGCAAGCAUUCGCCAAACCUCGUGGCCCUGCUGGGAAGAGGGGAAACAAACGUCUAAUCAAGGGAGGUGGAGAGAACGGUGGCAACAGCUAGGAAGGACAGAAAGCAAGAAGAAGAGAGAAAUGAACUUUAGUUGUACCCUAAAUGUUCCCUUUUUAUGCCUGUUUGCAGGGUAAAUUGUUCAUCCUGCAGAGGGUGUGAAGGAAAAAUUGGAAUACUGUGCUCAGUUGUUGUUAAUUCAAAAAUUUCGUUUUGUUUUACUUUUUACUUAAUGUUAUUAGGUGUUUAUUCAUUUGGUGUGUUAAUGUGCAUAUAUUUAAGAGUAAAAACUCAGGAAUUAAUUUUAUCUGUACAUUUUCUGAGCAUAUUUUUGUUACAUAAUCUCAUACAUACAUACGCACUCAAAACUCAAUAUCAUUUUAAGCAUAUUAAAAGUGUUGAUUGUGAAACAUGAUAGAUCACUUAUACUUUAAAUGUGUUUUUAAAAAACAGAGAAUAAGUUUUAUCCAAGAAGCUUUUUUUAAAACUGAAGCAGUCACAGGUCCUACAGAACCUACAGCCAUUUCAUAGAAGAAGAUACACUCAUACAUAUACAUUCACACCAGAGCCAAAUGUGACACGCAGACAGAAUGUUAUACUUGGCUACGUGAGAGCUAGUCAGUUGGUUAAGUAACAGAUAUGUAGCAAGAAUCGGAUAUGGUAAAAGGUUCAGGUUGAGACAUGUGAUUCAGAUUAAUUUCAGGAUUCAUAUUUUUAAAAAUAUGACAUGAAAAAUGUUUAUGUUUUAUAGUUACAGUUGGGUUUCUCAAUUUUUUAAAAAAAACAUAUCUCUAGUAUCUUUCAUAUCUUCAGUCAUUUACUUACAUCAUGGUCCACAGUAUUCACUGUCAAACACAGUUUUGUGUACAAACUUCUGUUAUUAAUCACAACAAUUCCAAAUAAAACAUUUUUGUAUGUCAAUUAUCAACAUUUUUCCAGCAUUGAGUGAAUAAUUCAGCAACUAACAAGUGAAAUAUUUAA
Messenger RNA from Sinocyclocheilus grahami, 2932 nucleotides. RefSeq names its product WD repeat-containing protein 82. Gene Ontology annotation, cellular component: Set1C/COMPASS complex. Lineage: Eukaryota; Metazoa; Chordata; Actinopteri; Cypriniformes; Cyprinidae. Bases 203 to 2005 code for a protein of 600 amino acids. Gene Ontology annotation, molecular function: chromatin binding; actin binding. The record is from RefSeq and is a predicted model, not a curated record. The transcript is spliced from 17 exons.